This is a messenger RNA of Rotaria sp. Silwood2, 900 nucleotides long. Lineage: Eukaryota; Metazoa; Rotifera; Eurotatoria; Philodinida; Philodinidae. The record is from the annotation of a GenBank genome assembly.
AUGAAACUUUUGUGGUACUCAGCUGGUAAUAUUAUUUAUGCAUUAGGCUCAUUAGGUUAUCUUGCUAUCAAUACAGUCAAUCUGAUCAAUCGAAAUACUGUUGAUUCACCAGCUACUUAUAUUGUUUUAAUUAUUUUAGCUAUUGUUUUUGUUAUUGAUGCUUUACUUUAUACAAUAGAUUGGUUUGAACAACGUACAACAAAAACACGAUUAGAAUUAAUUGCUUGUAUACUUAAUGUUAUUGGUAGUAUAUUAUAUUUAAUAGGAGCAACUGUUUUUCAAAAUAAUAAAACAUCUACAAAUGAAUCUACUAAUUUAAGUGAUAUACCAGCAUUUGUAUUUAAUAUUCUUGGUAUGUUAGCAUAUCUUGCUGAAUCUAUUCUUGACUUUUUUAUACCACGCGUGUCUAAACAAACAUCAAAAUGUUCAGUGGAAUUUUUUGCACAUUUACUUAAUCUUGUUGGUAAUAUAACUUAUUUAAUUGCACAUAUUAUUCAACCAAUUAUAUCAUUUAUUGCUAGUUUUACAACAGCAUAUUUAAAUAAAACUACUGAUAUUAUUUAUAUUAUUAUUCGUCCUAUUCAAAUGGGUGGUGAUAUUAUUUAUAUAAUUGAUGCUAUACUAUAUAUUAUUGUUUGGAUGAAAGCAAAUGAACAUAUAAGAAGAAUUGGUACUACAUGGGUAGAACGUGCUAAUACAAAAAUAAGUGAAAUUGCUAAAAAAAAUAAACAAAAUGUAACAAAAUCAGAACAACUGCCAGAAUCAAUAGUUGAUAAUAAUAAUCAAAUUGAAUCAAAAAAUCAAACAAUAGAAAUCAUAUCUAAUCAAAUACCAGAACCAGUUAUUGAACAAGUAGAACCUUCAAUAGAAAAUCCACUUGAAGUCGAAACAAUAACGUAG